This is a messenger RNA of Malania oleifera, 1466 nucleotides long. RefSeq lists its product as uncharacterized. NCBI's taxonomy places the organism in Eukaryota, Viridiplantae, Streptophyta, Magnoliopsida, Santalales, Ximeniaceae. The coding region runs from base 250 to 1035 and encodes 261 amino acids. The record is from RefSeq and is a predicted model, not a curated record. The transcript has 2 exons.
CCAUCUCUUUGCCAGUUAAGAAACACUUCUUAUUCCAUAAAUGCUGCCAAGAACACCUCUGGCAUCAUCUGUCGCCUACACUGUUGUGAAUAAGAUCUCUCUCACUCUCUACAUGUAAAUAUUCUCAAUCCAGCUCAUUCACCCUCCGUCCUCAUCCUGCUUGCUCCUUUUUUCUUGCCCUGAAUUAAUUUGCCCACCUCAUAACUGAUACCUACCUUAGAAAGCCAGCGCCUGUCGAUAGUCGGUACGAUGCAAGACCCAAUAGGGAUUCCUGCUUGCUUCUUUUCUUCCGGCGACAAGCCUACUGAUGAUUUGGGUGCCGUAGGCAGGUCUGGACAGAGUGUUUGCAUGUCUGUUUAUCGAACAAAACUCACUGACCAGUCCCGUUUGAUCACAAUCACAUGGUGCAAGAACUUGCUACUCCGUGGUCUCUCUGUAUCAGUAGGAGAGGAAGGAGAGAAGCAGUAUACCUGCAAGGUUGAGCUGAAGCCAUGGUACUUUUGGAGGAAACAAGGUUCCAAGCGCUUUGAAGUGGAUGGCAGAGCUGUUGAUGUCUUCUGGGACCUCAAAGCUGCAAAAUUCAAUGGUGAAACAGAGCCGAACUCGGAGUACUAUGUUGCAGUUGUUUGUGACGAGGAGGUGGUGCUCCUCCUUGGCGAUCUAAAGAAAGAAGCCUACAGGAAAACUGGGCGUAGGCCAGCACUUAUUGAUCCCAUUUUGGUCUCAAAGAAGGAACAUGUAUUUGGUAAGAAGAAAUUCAUCACAAAAGCCAAGUUCCAUGAGAAGGGGAGAUUCCAUGAAAUUUCAGUUGAGUGCAAGUGCAGAAACAGCAAUAGUGGGGGUGGAAGCAUAAGUAAUGGCAGUUCUUUCAGGGGGGUGGAACCAGAGAUGGAGAUAAGGAUAGAUGGGGUUCUGGUCAUUCAUGUGAAGCACCUUCAAUGGAAAUUUAGAGAGAUUUCUGGGUCAGUGGAGGGGCUUUGUGCAGGCGGGUCAUCAGAGUUCUGCUUGUUUCUGUAUGCCUGGAAGGUUGAAUGAGAUACUGCAUUAGCUGAAUUGUUAUAUCAUAAAAGGAGCUACAAGGGAAGAGGGGGGGAGGGGGGGGGGGGGUAUUGGUCUAUAAAAUGCUGCAAAUGGAGAUUGGAGAGAAAGAACGAGGGAAAGAAGAGGAUUUGACGGCCAUCACACGAGAAGGUAGGACCCAAGAGAGGGAUUGGAAGUAAGAUAACAGCUGGUUUGAACAAGUGGGCGUAAGUGGACAGGACAGACUGGGUCACGUUCACAUACACGCCCAAUAAUUCCCUGGCUAAGGACAUCUCUCUUAACUAUUGUCUCUGAUUCUCUCCCCCCCUCUCUCCCUUUCCCCCUCUCUAUUGAUCUGAUCUUGAUAAGCGAACAAUCUCCUUUCAAUAUUCAUGUUUUUUUUUUUCUCUUUUAUAAUAAAAUAUACAGGAGUUAAAAUUUAUUUU